AAUAGAGCAAACCAUUCCGGGCAGUAUACACCUGCCAUGUACUCUGGAGGAUUUGUCCCUCCUCAUUCGCCCACAGAGCAGGUCAUCCCUGACUACGAGGGAGUCUGCAGUACCCACCAAGUAUCGGCUCCUCCUUCGGCAUUUAUAGUGAACCCGACCACGUCUGAUCGGUUCCGAUGCGUGGGAGUACAGCAUCCCGAGCGACUAUCCGACUCUGAAUUGUCCGAUUCCCCUGGCCUCGUGGACGAUACAGCAGAUUUGGAUGAGUCGUUUGAACAUGCACCAGAACCCACACCCGCAUUUCGUCCCCUGCGACUGAAGACAUCAAGCACUGCUUUCCGUGCUCCGGAACCGACCGAACGGUGA
Echinostoma caproni is the source of this 366-nucleotide messenger RNA. The record is from the annotation of a GenBank genome assembly. Lineage: Eukaryota; Metazoa; Platyhelminthes; Trematoda; Plagiorchiida; Echinostomatidae.